Messenger RNA from Penicillium angulare, 1785 nucleotides. RefSeq names its product dolichyl-P-Man:Man(6)GlcNAc(2)-PP-dolichol alpha-1,2-mannosyltransferase. Lineage: Eukaryota; Fungi; Ascomycota; Eurotiomycetes; Eurotiales; Aspergillaceae. Gene Ontology annotation, cellular component: endoplasmic reticulum membrane. The record is from RefSeq and is a predicted model, not a curated record. Gene Ontology annotation, biological process: protein N-linked glycosylation. Gene Ontology annotation, molecular function: alpha-1,2-mannosyltransferase activity. The transcript has 3 exons. The coding region runs from base 1 to 1785 and encodes 594 amino acids.
AUGGCUGGGGGAAAUGCCUCUAGUUCUGGAGAAGCUCGGACUCCACGAUCAAAAAAUCGUCCGCCACCAACGUUCUACCUUCCGUUAAAUGUCACACUCUACGUAUGCCUCUUCGCAAAUGGGCUCGCCGCAUUCUUUGCCCCGAUUCAAGACUGCGAUGAGAUUUUCAACUUCUGGGAGCCAGCACACUACGUGCAGCAUGGAUAUGGCCUUCAAACAUGGGAAUAUUCGCCUGUCUACUCAAUCCGGAGCUGGCUCUACGUGUCGCUUCACGCCGCGGUUGGAAAACUAGGCUCAUUAUUCGUCAACUCCAAAACGGCGGAGUUCUACUUCAUCCGUGUAUUCCUAGCUGUACUUUGCGCCGCCUGUCAGACCAGACUCUAUUCGUCAAUCAGCCGAUCUAUCAAUCCCCGUAUGGGCCUCGUCUUCAUUACAAUUAUCAUCUUUAGCCCUGGCAUCUUCCACGCUUCAGCUGCUUUCCUCCCGUCCACUUUUACCAUGUACACUUCAACGCUUGGACUGGCUGCCUUCUUAGAUUUACAAAAGGGAGGACCUAAGAUCGCCCAGGGCAUUAUGUGGUUUGCUUUUGGUGCAAUUGUAGGCUGGCCAUUUGCUGGCGCUCUGAUCCUGCCACUUAUUGCCGAAGAAGCCAUCAUUGCAGUCUUUUCUGGGUCUUUGGGCUCAUUUUCGCUGGCUGUAUUCGACGGCGCUAUCAGAUGUCUAGGCAUUGCGGCACUUGAAAUCGCAGUCGACUACGCUUUUUUCCGCAAGCUUGUCCUUGUCCCUUGGAACAUAGUGGCAUACAACGUAUUUGGAGGCCAGGGCAAAGGUCCCGAUAUCUUUGGUGUCGAACCUUGGACCUUCUAUAUCCGAAACCUCCUUCUGAACUUCAAUGUUUGGUUCAUACUUGCUAUUCUAACUGCUCCUCUGCUACUACUUCAAGUUAUUUUCAGUUCCCAACCUUCGUCUGUCCAGAAGUUUGUGCGAUCAAUCAUCCUCGCCUCUCCAUUUUAUAUGUGGUUCGGAAUCUUUACAGCUCAGGCUCACAAGGAGGAGCGCUUCAUGUACCCCGCAUACCCGUUCCUUGCCCUAAAUGCGGCCCUCUCUUUUCAUCUGAUUCUCACCUAUCUGGGGUCCAGUAAUCCAAAGGAAAUCGUUGGUCGUAUCCCGACCAAGCUCAAGCUUAUAGCAAGUUUGUCCGUCGUCAUUUUGGCGGUCAAUGCAGGCAUGCUACGUAUUCUGGGAAUGGUGACAGCAUACAAUGCACCAUUGAAGGUUUUUGACCCAUUGCAGCAAAUGGACGUAGCUCAGACAGGGAGCUCCGUUUGCAUUGGCAAGGAAUGGUAUCGAUUCCCAUCGUCAUACUUCCUCCCACAGGAUAUGCGCGCCAAAUUUAUCCGAAGCGAGUUCCGAGGUCUGCUGCCGGGUGAAUUUCCAGAGUCGAUAAGUCAUCUCGGCCGUCUAGAGGGAGCUUCACAAAUCCCAUCUGGCAUGAACGAUCUUAAUAUAGAAGAUCCAAGCAAAUAUGUCGAUGUUUCUGAGUGUUCAUUCUUGAUCGACUCGUACUUCCCAGGUCGCGAAGCUACUGAGCUAGAACCUCACUAUGUACUCGACGAUAACGAAUGGAAAGCCCUUUCAUGUGCAAGUUUCUUAGACACAGCACAGACUGGACUGCUAGGCCGUUUGAUCUGGGUUCCUGAUCUCCCCUUUAUUCCUGAACAAUUCCAGCGCAAAUGGGGCCGAUACUGUCUACUUCAACGCCAAGCCACGAGCGGUGUCAUCUAA